This is a messenger RNA of Adineta ricciae, 3552 nucleotides long. The record is from the annotation of a GenBank genome assembly. NCBI's taxonomy places the organism in Eukaryota, Metazoa, Rotifera, Eurotatoria, Adinetida, Adinetidae.
AUGCUCGCUAACGAAUCGGAAUUUCGUGUUAAAGUAGCUGUUCGUGUUCGACCAUUUCUACAACGAGAAAAAAAUCAUGACCAGAAGAGUUGUGUGACCAUUCAUCCACAAACCAAUCAGAUUAUCCUUGGUGAACGAAGAACAUUUAAAUAUGACUUCGUCUUUGGACCAAAAACACUACAAGAAGAAUUGUAUCGAUCAAGUGUGGAACCUAUGCUGCAGAAUGUUUUCGACGGAUACAAUGUAACAAUAUUCGCUUAUGGACAAACGGGUUCAGGAAAGACGUAUACAAUGACAGGUGGAAAUAUCUUGUCGAUCGGUGAAAAAGACUACGGUAUUGUCCCACGAGCAGUUAAAACUAUAUUCGAUACUAUCCAAAAUCACAAAGAUCGUCAGAUCACAAUAUCUGCAUCAUAUUUAGAACUGUAUAAAGAUGAUAUUAUUGAUCUGCUCGAUGUUAAUGAUAAAGACCUUGAUGUUCGAGAUGAUGCAGCUGGUAACACAGUUGUGAUUGGUGCAAGUGAACAUCGAUGUCAAUCGGUGGAUGAUGUUGUCAGUUUGUUGAAAAAAGGUUCUAAUGUUAGACACACAGGUGCAACGCAAAUGAACGAUGAAUCAUCGCGAUCACAUGCGAUUUUCACUCUCUAUAUCGAACAACGCCAUCAUGAUAAGAAUUCGAAUUCCAAUGCUGUUCAAGCUUCGUUUGACGGCCUUCUCAAACCAUUGCAAUCAACAUUUAAUGAAAGUUAUCUCUCUGCCAAACUUCAUUUUGUUGAUUUGGCUGGUUCAGAGCGUGUUGCACGCACACAAAACACGGGCGAACGUUUUCAAGAAUCCAUACGUAUUAAUUCUGGUCUAUUGGCACUUGGAAAUGUCGUCAGUGCACUAUCUGAUCCGAAGAAACGAACCGGUGGUCACAUACCUUAUCGUGAUGCUAAAAUAACACGUUUACUCAAAGAUUCACUCGGUGGUAAUGCGAAAACAUUGAUGAUCACAUGUGUUAGUCCGUGUACUGCUGAUCUUGAUGAAUCUCUCAAUGCCCUUAAAUAUGCUCACAGGGCUAGUCAAAUUCGUAAUAAACCUAUUAAAAAUGUCGAUCCCAAUGCCCAACGUUUUAUCGAAAUGCAAAGUGAAAUAACUUAUCUUCGAGAAGAGCUGGCUCGACAACGAACGGCGAUUUCACAUGAUGGACAAUCAUUGCAUAGUCGCAAAUCAUCUUGUAGUACUGAUCAUUCGCGUCGAUUAAUUCAAACAGCAUUCGUUUGUUUUCAACAGCUAAACGAAUGUGAAGAUCUAAGUAGUGAACAAAAGCAAUGGAUACAAACGUGGAUGGAUGCAGUUACAAAUGAGAACUCCGAGGAGCUGUAUAGCGGCAUACUUACAUCUCGUGUGAUGAAUUUAGAAAGUGCAUUACAUUCGGCUAAAGAUGAAUUGAGAUCGGAAUCUCAGAUGCGUGCUAAACGUGAUGUAACAGUUGAUCGAUUACAAGAACAACUGAAACUAAAAGAAGAUGAAUUGAAUCAAAUGCGUACAGUUUUGGAUCAAUCAGAUCAUCAUCAUCGUCAUAAUCAUACAACAACAACAAAGUCAAUCCCAGAUCGAACUAAAUCAGCGCCACAUUUUAAUGGUCUUCAAAGAAGAGAACAAUCGAUUCAACCGCGUACUAUACAUUCUAGUCCAGCUGCCUUCGACAUGGAAUAUGUCGUGGAAAGAUUUCACGGUCGAUCACUUGCGUUAGCUCAUUCGCAAGAAGAAAUCGAAGAAUUAGAUCUGAGAAAUAGUGAUGAGAAAUUAAAUGACGAGAAAAAAUUUGUUCGUCGAGGUACAUAUCGUCUUCGUAAGAACCGUCUAACACCGGGUAUUUUACAGCAAGAUGACGCAUUACAAAGUUUAACACAAUCGACUACCAAUAAACAAAAAUUAAUCGAAGAAGCAGCACGAAAUGUGAAAGAAGCUGAAAACAAAGCACAUGAACUAAGCGUUAACAUUCAACUAAAAGAACAGUUGAUCAAAAGUGUCUACGCAUCAACGAAAGAGGCGAAAGAAACAAACGAUCAGUACGAGCAACACAUUAAGUUACUAGAAAAAGAAGUAGAAAAAGCCAAGCAUGAGUAUCACGACUUACAGAAGACAAUGCAACAAAUAGCGACGAAAAAUACAAACGAAAAAUCGAAAUUUGAAGCUGAAUAUCGGAAAAAAUGUGAGAUGGCCAAAACCCGACUUGAAUCUUUGCAACAAAAAGAGAAGCAAUAUCGUGAUCUUAUGUCAAAGCUAUCAGGCAAUAGCGAAAAGCGAAUUGGUGACCUUGAAUCUGCACUUUUUCGCUUGAAACAACAGUAUGAAACUGCUCAAAGGCGUAUACGUGAAGAAUCUGAGUUGAAGAACAAAUUUGAACAAGAUCUCGUGCGUGAACAACAGCGUAUACAGGAGUUAACGAUACAAAAUGAACAACAACAGAAAAUUCUUAAGCUUAAGACUGAAGGUCUCGUCGCGGCACAAAGAAAACUACGUGGAGCACCGAAUGCGAACGCUAAUGAUGGCGCAACGAACACGUUCGAAGUCGAAAUGGAAAAAUUGGUUACUGAAAGAAAAGAAAUUGAAAUCUUAAGAGAUGAUGUUAAAAAACGUGAAGAACUAGUUGAGAAAAGAGAAUUAUUGCUCAACGAACGUACUGAACUAGAAGCGAAGAAACUGCGCACAAGUCAAGUGUUGAAUAAGAGUUUAAAAUUAGUCAAUGAAAAACUGAAAGCAGUUGAUAAACAACAACCGAAUCAUCAAAUCAAUCGUGAACAAUUACUCAAACAAAGACGGCUGUUGACAGAACGUCUAGAACAGCAAGAUGCUGUCUUGACAGCCAACGAAGAGAGACGUUUAAUUGAAAUCGAUGAAGCAAUCGAAGCAAUCGACUUGGCCAUCGAUUAUCAGAACAACGUGAUCAAUAAACGCGAACGUGAUGUGCAACAAUCGAUACGUGCAAGUCAAGGACCAGAGUCGCCACUUUUCAAAAUCGGUCGAUUGAGUGAAAAUGAAUCGAAAGAACUUUGCCGUAAAUUAUUCGAGAAAGUCAUCGAUUUGAAAGAAGGAGAUAACAAAACUCAACGUGAAUUCGAAGAAAUCAAAUCUCGACUUCAGGAUCAAAAUGAAACCAUAGCUGAACUGCAAUCACGUCUACAAUCCACGACACUUGAUCAUGAUCGUCGCCUAACAUCUAUUCAACAAGCUCACGAAGAAGAAAAACAACUACUACUUAGUCAGCUGCAUGAUUCAUCGAAUCAAAUCAAAGAGCUUGAAAGAGACUUGUUCUUUUACAAACAUAAAGCAAGAGAGUUACGUAAAUCGAUGGCAACAUCGACCAAUAGUGCUUUGGAUGCAUCAGCAACCAGCAUAUCGCGACGAAAAGAAUCGACGACGAAUGAAGACGACUUUCCUGCACAGUUGCCAACACCACGAACGGCUGUACAGCAGUAUCAGUCAGCGCCAUUUCUUCUUAAAAUAGGUAGUCGGAGUACGUCAGCUCAUCAAAUACAACCGGAGGACAAUAAAAAACGCUAA